This is a messenger RNA of Symbiodinium sp. CCMP2592, 1781 nucleotides long. The record is from the annotation of a GenBank genome assembly. Lineage: Eukaryota; Dinophyceae; Suessiales; Symbiodiniaceae.
GUCCCAUGGUUGCUUGCCCCGAGUGCGGGAAGGUCUUCAAGUUCCCGAGCCAAUUGCAGAGGCACCGGGACUCCGUGCACUUGAAGCUGCAUGAGCGGCCCCACGAGUGCCACCUUUGCGGCUACCGGUGCCACAAGGCAGCUGACCUACGCAAGCACCUCUCGAGCCACGAGAAGAAGCGCAAGCUGGGGGUGCCCCGCGAGGACUGUGUGGCGAGCUGGCUUGAGGACGCGGAGAUCCAGUUCCAGCGCGGCUUCCGGGUUGACCUCCAUGACGGACAGGAGCCCAGGUUCGCUCGCAUCGACUUCCUGAUCCGGCAGCCCUGGGGCCUGGUGGCGCUUGAGGUCGACGAGCUCCAGCACAAGCUGCGGGACGGGGACAGGGAGGCCAGGCGGCUCCGUCGGAUUCGUGCUGCCCUUCCGGUGGUCAAGGUGGUGCGCUACAACCCGGACGAGUUCACCGUGGAUGGCCAGCCGGGCGAGGUCACGGGGAACGAGCGGCACCGCAGGCUGAUGAGCUCCCUGGCGGCUGCGCCGGAGGAUGGCUUCGAGGAGGUCUUUCUCUUCUUCGAUCAGGAGCAGCCCGGGGGCACGAGUGCUGCCGUCCCCAUGUCGCAAAGUGCAGGGCCUGGUCUGGAGCAAGGUUCACAGGAGCACCGCAUGGUCUACCUCAUCGACAACCGCGAGGUGAUGAUCGAACCGAGGCGUGAAAUUUUCAUCCAGGGUUUCCGCCAGGGGCUUGCAGCCGGCAAGCCCAUUGACGUCGUGGCGGUGCUGAAUCGGGUGCUGAAUUGGGUGCUGAAUCGCGAGGUGCUGAAUGAGGUGCUGAAUUGGGUGCUGAAUCGCGAGGUGCUGAAUGAGGUGCUGAAUUGGGUGCUGAAUCGCGAGGUGCUGAAUGAGGUGCUGAAUUGGGUGCUGAAUCGCGAGGUGCUGAACGAGGUGCUGAAUUGGGUGCUGAAUCGCGAGGUGCUGAACGAGGUGCUGAAUCGGGUGCUGAAUCGCGAGGUGCUGAAUCGGGUGCUGAAUUGGGUGCUGAAUCGCGAGGUGCUGAAUGAGGUGCUGAAUUGGGUGCUGAAUCGCGAGGUGCUGAAUUGGAUAUUGGGCUCUUCAAAGCAAUUUGCGGCUUUGCUCUUCGUUGCUAUCAUGGCGGGACAGAAGGCUCCGGAGAACAAUCGCCUCAACUACCUGGUGAGGCUUCUUGGGCCCAAUGGUCCCCGCACGCUUUCUGAUGCGGAGCGCGCCAAGCUCAGCAGGGAGCUGCAGCAGUUGAAGGAGCGCCGGGCCGAAGGCGUCAGGACUCGGCGGCACGUCACUGCUGAAGCCGACCGCACGGUCGACGAGGUGCGGCGGGGCAACGCCGGCUUGGAGAGGCGCUUUGACCGGGUGGAAUCCACUUUGGCAGCGAGCUCGGACCGGCUGGACCGCAUCCUGGGGCCGGUGGACCAGGCUGGCAGCGUGCAGGAGCUCACCGUCAUCAUCCAGCUCGCCGCGCAGAAGCGGGCCGAGAAGCGCAAGCUGGACAGGGCCGAGGACCGGUUGGCACAGAAAAGGCGCAGAGAGGCCGAGCUGGUGGAGAUCAAGCCCGAUGAGGGGCUGAUGCGCCGGUUCGAGGCCCAAGGCACCUUUUUGUACUCUGGGCUGAGAUGCCGUUUGGCUCGCUGUGAGGAGGGCGUGGCCACACUUCAGCUGGAGGCUGGCGGGCCAGAGGCGAUCCGUGCUCUGGAGCAGAAGCUCGAAUGCUUUCUGCUAAUUUUCACUCAAACACAAGCGCCUGCGGAGUAG